Messenger RNA from Serendipita indica DSM 11827, 1329 nucleotides. NCBI's taxonomy places the organism in Eukaryota, Fungi, Basidiomycota, Agaricomycetes, Sebacinales, Serendipitaceae. The record is from the annotation of a GenBank genome assembly.
AUGGCUUUCGCACUUGCCGUCUACUCCCUGUCAGCCCGCGCUCCUCAAGAUGGCACGUCGAACACGACAGAAUGCCUGCCAUCGUGCGCGAAACAGUACAGGAGUCUACCUGGGAUUGUUCUGAGCUGUCUCACUACAAUCUUUUUAUGCAUCUGGGUGGCGCUUCAUCUCAACGUUCCCGAGCCCGUGGAUACCAGAGGCUUGGACCGCUUCGAGCGAUUCAAAGUCUGGCUCAUGUCGUUUAUUAGAUGCACCGUGACUCCCAUUCUUGUGACCCUAGUGUUCCCUGAAUGGGUUUUGGGUAUGGCCGUUCUUCAAUUCCGUAAGGCCACUCAACUGGCCAAGAAGAUUGGUGGCACACGCCAACAAGGAUUCUUCAUCUUAAUGGGUGGCUUUCAUCUCUUUAAACGAAGCCAGGGGUCUUUAAGGGAUCAGAUCGAGGCCAUACAGAGGGACGGAGAAGAAAACCAUCCACUGGUCAAAUUAUCGGGGGCGGAAGAGGGAGAUGGUCGACUUCGCGAUGCGCCAAAUAACAAAGCGACCCGCCUACUCGAAGAGGAAGCCGGAGAGCCUGUUCAUCCUCUUGAUGAAUUUGAUGUGUGUCGCCUUAUCGACACUGGCAAACUCCACUUCCCUCCCUCUGCCGAGCUACUGGACAGGUGCAAGAGCGACGGACUCGCAAAGUUCCUUGUCAUCGUCCAGACCCUAUGGUUCAUCGCUCAGUGCAUCGCACGGAAAGUCAGCAAACUCCCACUCACCGAGCUUGAGGUCGUUACGCUUGGCUAUACUCUACUUACGGUGGGCAUGUACGUUGUCUGGUGGGACAAGCCCUACCGGGUAGCAUUCCCUGUGCGUGUGUAUGGAACACUCCCUGAGCGUACAGAAGAGCAAGAAUGGCUCAUGUUGAAGUCGUCGGACUGGUCUGAGAUGGUCGUUCAGUAUGCCUCGGGCACUCAGGGUGCGAGAGUGAAUAUUCGCGAACUCGCCGGCGCGAUGACCACAAUCAUUGUUGGGACAUUGUUUGGUGCUGUCCAUUUCCUUGGGUGGUCAUCGCCUUUUCCAUCCAGUCAUAUGCAAUUUCUCUGGCGAUUUGCGACAAUUGUCAUGACUGCAGUUCCGCCUGCUGCAGUCAUACUCACACUCAUCAUGGCAUCAAUUGAAGUGAUCUUCGACCUGGAUAACUCGUUCACUUACUCCCUAGUUCUAUUACCUCCACUCUACCUCGCUGGAAGAGGUAUAACCAUCGUGCUUGCGUUGGUGACGCUCGCAUCACUCCCACUUGAGGCAUAUCGGGAUGUGGAAUGGUCUGACUUCUUCCCCCACAUCUAG